AUGGAAGGCGACCACGCGAUUCUACGAUUGCCGAGCGAAUCCGGCAGCAGUGACAGCAUUCCAGAGCGGCACUCAAUCAAAUGUUGCUGCGGCAGCAAAGAUUGCGCGUUCCUGAGGCACAAUCAGACUGCACUGCAAGAUUUGGAGCGCGACGUGUGUACGGCCAGUCGCAUCGGCAAGGCACUGCUGGUACGGCAUGAGACGUAUAUCGCCGACUCCGAGAGAGAACGCAAAGCCAUGGCCGCGCAGAUCGAAUCGCUAGAGGUGGAGAAACAUACGCUGGAGACGCAGAAUGCGAAGGCGAUCGAGGAGAACCGGAACCUGCUCGACCAACUGGAAUCGCUGAAUGGAGCUGUCGCCGAGUCUGAUACUCAAGUUACAAACCUUCAAGCGACCCUACGAUCAACACAACAGGAACUCCAUAAGCUGUCGCACCUAGCUUCCCGGACCGAGAAGCUUGAACAGCAGAUCGCGGACUUCGAGAGAGAGCAAGCGGCAUGGCACUCAUCGUUUCAAGAAAAGGAAGCGUCCGAAAAGGCUGCACUGCGGAGAUGGCAGGAAGCGCAACGCACUCUUUCAGCGUUGCAGGAGCAGAUGGAUCAUAUAGAGCAGGAGGCCAAGGAGGAGAAAGAACGGCACGCUGAAGUCGUUGGUCGCAUGGAGCGAAGACAUGCUGUGGAGCGAGAGCUGGACAACGCUGCUGGACGACUAAAGGGUGCAGCCGCAGCGAAAGCUGCCGCAACAGGAACGAAUGUGGUCUCACACUUCGUCAAGGACAUUCUCCAGGAUAAUGCCAAUCUGCAAAUGGGCAUAGUGGAGUUGCGCGACAUGUUGCAAACAUCAAAUGAAGAGGUGGAGAAUUUAAGGAACCAGCUUUCGGUACACCAACCUGUCGUCGACGCGCUUGAUGUUGCUCAGGCGACCGCGUCGCCCAAACGAUCGCACCUCAACGAGGAGAUGAGAAGAGCUACCGCGCAGGAAUUACAUGUCCACCACCACUAUCACGCACCUUCACCAGCACCGAAGACACCAGCAUUACGACGCCCAAAAAAGAAACGAUACGGCGCUCUAACGCCAGGGCACUUUACACCACCCAUGUCCGGGAUCAGCUCACCGCGCUACUCCUUCUCCUCUCCAUCGAACGCUGCAGCCAUCCUGUCGCAGACUGCAGCAAGUUUGCCUGACAGUGUGACUCCCAACAAAAAGCGAUGGUCUGUUCAAUCCAACUUGACAUACCAGUCGCUGCAGGAUUCCUCGGGGCCUAGCUCUCCUCAAUCCACCUAUCGCGCAUGCUCAAUGUUCGACAGAGUUUUUAGCGAUGCUGGUCAGGACUCUUCUCGUCCGACAACGCCCGACACUGAGGAUCCUGGUUCGCCGUUGUUCUUUCCUGUCAAUUCUAAGCGAUCGUCCAGCACCUCAUUUCACUCGCGCCACCAGUCUGCUGCAUCACAUAGGGUACGUCCUUCAUUAAACUCUAUUCUGGACAUGAGUACCGAAGACCUGCAUGAGAUCGAGCAGCAGCAAUCGUCAGCAGCACCGAUAAUAGAAGAAGAGGAGCAGGAGUGGGAGAACACGGACUCCAUAUCUCCGGAUGAACCCCUCGAUGCACCAUCACUACUUGAUGAAGAAAUCACACAGUCCCUCAAUCGACCGCGCACAUUACGUCGCGCCACUUCUCAUGAAUCCAUCUUGUCUUGCCGCGGCAUGGAUGUCAACACCCUCAAAUCUCGACCAUCUCAACUGCUCACGUCUUACGCCGGAAGAUCAGGAUCAAGUCAAGCUGUAGUAAGCGAGGAGACUGCUCAUGCAGCACGUCCAUCUGCAAUGUCUCGUUCAUCAAAUUCUGGUCAGAGUAUUCUGAGUGGCAUGAGUGGACAACCGACCCCAAGGCAAAUAAAAGGAGACAGACCGGGUAUUGGCAGUAGAGUAGGCGGAUGGAUGUUUGGAAAGUGGGUCGCCACACCGACGCCGUCAGAAACGGCUACAACACCGAAGAUCAAUCGCACAGCAAGUGCUACUUCGAGCAGCACAGCUAGGUCUGGCGAGGACCCCGAGGCGACGCCGAAGAGACCGAAAUAUCGUCCUCCUGGCAUUAAUACGAAUGGUCCGAUCCCAGGCUUCGGGCCAGAGCAGAAGCUGCAGCAUUCGCCGAUCUUGCAACGACUCGACGCAAACGCGCUCAAGAACGCAUUAGGAAAUUGA
Molecule: messenger RNA, 2202 nt
Organism: Pseudocercospora fijiensis CIRAD86
Lineage: Eukaryota; Fungi; Ascomycota; Dothideomycetes; Mycosphaerellales; Mycosphaerellaceae
Exons: 2
Coding region: 1-2202 (733 amino acids)
Source: RefSeq, a predicted model, not a curated record